GGGCAUCGGAGGACUCGGGGAGGAAGGGGGAGCGUGAGGAGGAGUAUGCCGAUAUACAGUGAGCACAGUAUUGCCUAGUUUAGGUGAUGCCUCGAUGUUUAGGGAUAUUCUGGGGUCGACGAUGGAUCAGGCAUUCACCACAUCGCAUGUUUGUUAUCGUCUCGCGCAGUUGAUGUGUACCUCAUGCUUCGGAACUCCGAACGCAAUAAGUUCCCCGAAGGGCGCAUGUGUCCCAGCAUUUUCUGCGAAUGCAGUUCUGUGUGAGCUCAUUCUUCAUGGUUGGAUUCUCGGGGAGCCCAGAUCAGCGUCACCAUCUGCAUCCUGUUAUCGCGCCGUCGAUGCUCGAAGCGAAUAUGUACAGCGUUUCAGCAAUGCACUUUACGGUAAGUCUCCGAGCCGUCAAGGUCCAUUGUUACCGAUUGACCACUUCGUCAUCAUCUCCACACUCUUGCGUCGGGCACCAUGUUGGGCCUCUCCGGCGUUCCGAGUAGCGCGGAGUUGUGGCCGUGUUGCGCUUGAGCCCCAUUCGUUCCGCCUCGCAGAGAGACCUCUUGCGAAACCUGCAUCUCUGUACGUGUUCUUGUUUUGUGACCCGUCCGUGAAGGAGGAAUCCCGUACACCUUAUGCCCGAAGGUAAAAAGGGAUCCGUUUGGGAUGAGCCCGUGCUCUAAAUUGGCGACGCCCAGGGAAGUUGGCAGGAGUGGUGCGUGCCAUACCCCUGCGAGUCCGCUCCCAGCUAGCAGGACACGCUAUAGUAGGUUCGCGUUGUGUCGAAGCGGCAGUGACCCCAGUCGGCCCAGUGCGUCCUUCCUUGUCGUCCUCCCCCUGCUCUUCCUUUCCUGCUCUUCUCGUCUCCUCGCUUUCCCGCUCCUUAGUAUUCCUUGCUUGGCCCGCUUUUCGUUGUCUGCUUGCCCUUUGGUCCGAAGAAGGGUUGCGCGGCCAGGGCUGCUCCGCCAGCGGAAAGCUGGGCGCCCUUCUCAUUGUGCUUGUUUGACGGUGACUCCGUCAGAAGCGCGGGCGUUCAAGGUUGAACGUCGCCAGCGGCCCAGCAUCGGCCACUACGGGACGAUCACGGGAUCGAGGAGCCGCCGAUUUUUCAUGGCAGAAUGAGCCACGCGGUGCCAGACACUGACGCCAGGGUCGUCACGACACGAAUUUGCCGUAUUGAGGAUGGCACCGUCGUUGUGGACUCGAAGGAGCCGCGGCGCCCAGGGGGAGGCGAUGCCCGUGGUGAGCCCCCUUGCUGGGCGCAGGCGCACACAGGGCGGUGGCCGUCGUGGCCCCGCCGGGCUCUGGGCGUUGAGUCUGCUGGCGCGCGGCCGCUGCACGGAGGGGCUGCCGGCCGAGUGUGAGGCUUUCGGAGAGGGGUUCUACACGCAGGCAGAGCAGGAUUUCGCACCCUUUCGCGGCCUCAGCGAGUGGGAUGCGCAGCGCACCCGCAACUUGUGCCGACAGCAGGGCCGCGCCUGCUUCGUGGUUAAGGUUAUCGGCGGCCGGGUGCACAUCUCCGAAGAGCAGCCAGGAUUCCAGAGCCGGAACCGGAUCACCCAGGCCUUCUUGCAGAGGGUGGUUGCAAAGCACGGGCCAUUGCCCGACGCGGAGUUUGUAGUGGACACGUCGGAUGGUUAUUCCAGCGUGGAGGCCCCGCUCUUCGUGAUCGCCAAGUUCCCUCAGUCCGCUGGUGGCAUCCUGUAUCCCGACUUCUCUUCGUUCGCCUGGCCAGAGUCCGAGUGCCCCACAGAGCCGCCUGGGGCCCACGUCUGGCAUCGCACGGCGGAGGACUUGCUGCAGACGCCGCAGUGGGAGGAGAAGGUGGACCAGCUCUUCUGGCGUGGUGCGGCAACAUCGGCAGUGAGGAAGCAGGUGGUUCCCCACAUCGGGGCGCUCCAGGGCACGAACGUGUCCUUUCUGGAGUGGGGCCGCGCCUCCAGCGGACGGCAGGGAGUGGUCGACGGCACGUGCGUCCCCCUGGCGGAGUGGUGCAGGUACAGAUACCUCGCGAACCUCCCUGGGAACACGAUGGCCCUGUCCUUCAAGCACCGUUUGCUGUGCGGUUCGGUUGUGGUCACGUCGCCUUUGUGGUAUCACGAGUGGUUUUACUCGCAGCUGCACAGCGGUGAGCACUUCGUCGAGGUCGAUCCUGCGUGGAAAGGCGCCGGGCAGGUGCUGAGGGAGCUUCGCGCGGACGAGGCGGCGGCGCGGAGCGUCGCAACAGCGGCGCGGGAUUGGGCGAGGCGCCACUUGACCGAGGAAGCUUUUGAUUGCUACUGGUUGAGGCUCGUGCAGCUCGCCGCCACGCACUUCCCUCCGCCAAAGCCCAGGGCCGACAUGGUGCCGCUCGAACACGCGUUGCUGGCGCCCCAAGCCGCCGCCCCACCGCCGCCACCCCUCUCCGUCGACGCGCUAGGGGCGAAGCCGCAGGUGGACGUGUUCGUCGUCAUCCCCGCGCGGGUGGCGGACGCAGCGCUCAUGGCAAGCGCGCGCAGCACCUGGCUGCGAGGCGGCUGCGGCUCGCUGACGCUCCGACACCGGUUUGUGCUCGCGUCCGAAGAUGUUGGGGCCGCGGAGGUGGCAGCCGACGCGGAGGCUGCAGCGGAGCCCGGCACGGGCGGAGGCGACGUGAUGGUUGUGGAGUGCGCGCACGGGUAUACGGGUCUCCUGCGGAAGAUGGCACUCGCGUACCGCGCGCUGCUAGCUUCUUUUGACGUGGCAGUGUUCGCGCGCGCCGAUGUGGACUCCGUGCUGCCGCUGCCGCUCUUGCUGCCCCUGGCGAUGCUGGCGUCGCGGGGAGGGGCCGUCGUUCGCACGGACGGGUCAAUGGGCGCGGCCUGUGCUGAGCCGCUCUGGCGCAGGGCCAGCGUCGGGACUCUCGGGUGCCAGACCGAGUGCGCGGUGCGACGCCAGUGCAGGUUCUUCUCCGUCGGCCCAGACGGCGAGUGCGCGCUGUUCGCAAAGUGCCCGUCGUCGCCGCCCGGCGGCCUCGGCGGAGGGCGGGGCCCUCACGACACCAGCGGUUCCGCGGUCUACGAGUACGGGUUGCGGGCGCUGCUGCGAGACCCGCUCUCGGGCCAUUGCGAUGCGCCUGUGAGGCCAGGCCGUCCGUUCAUUCUCGGUACGGUGCUGCACGGGAACAAGGUGCUCGUGAACGACACGCAUAACCCGCAGUGGAACAACCCGCGCUACACCGAGGAUCUGGGCUUGAGCGUGUACCCGCCCUAUCCCGAGGCCUCCGGCUACUUCAUGUCUGCAGCUGUCGCCGCCUUCAUCGCAGGAAUUGGAGAUGGUAUUUUGGCCUCGCUGAGCUGGAAGGCGUGGGCCAUCGAGGACGCGGCGCUGGGGACUGCAUUGGCAGGUCUCGACGUGCCGUUGUUGCAGCUGCCAGCCGAGGCCCGUGACCAUAUCCGGGUUAUCAAGGUGCGAGCGGCUUGAUCGACGUUGGGGUGGCGCAGGCUCGAGGUGGGUUGCCCAUGCUCUUGACGCCAGGACACCAGAGGAAGCAGCACGACCUCACCUAUGAGAUAUGCACGACAUCAAGGGGUCCUUUCGGCGCGGCCGCGGACACGAGAAUCGCCUCCAUUGACAGUCGGCCGAGGCGCGUUGGCUGCGGGGACUAAGUCGGAUAACUCGAGCGGGACUUGGCCCUGGACUUUGUCGAGAGGAACGGCUCGCGUUGGCGAGCGCGCGAUUCUGUUGCGGCACGCGAGGGAGCGAGCAGGGGGCGUCUCGACCGCGACGAAACGUCGUGCCCUUUCCAAUUUUGAUCUUCAACACGCUAGACAUUGGCAGCAGGCAUUGUGCAGCCUGUGCUAGCCGCAGGAAUGCAUUAUCAAACUGCCUGCGGGAAGUCCCGCCACCUUGUCAGCCAGGCAUUCUGAGUGGCGAUUGAUUGAGCGGGCACAGGAGGCAGUCACGUGUGACACCUCCUGUCUACAGGCUUGGGAGAGCCGUGAUGUGGAUGUACGUGGCUUCGAUCGGGUGGGGGAUGCAUAUCGCCGGAUGCCGCUAGGGGAUCCUUCAUUAGAAACCAGAGACCGUACCAGCAACGUGCCAGGGGGCACGGUGGUUGCAGGCCGCGGAGGAGAUGUGAGCGCUGAAACCAACAGAGACGUCGAACGCAUUGGCAUUUUCCAUGCAGGCUGCCGUUAACGUGCCUGCCGACGUUUCAUCGUCAGUAUUAUGUGUGGCCGCGGUCUGGGUAAGCUGCGGGCAUGUCAGCGCACAUGUGCACAUCGGUGUUUGCCCAUGCGCUUGCAUUUAAGUCGUUGAGUUUCAGGAAGAACUGAACAGCAGCCACUACGCAUAAAACCAUGUGGGCGUCUCACUCUGCGUGCGCAUGCUGUUCGGAGGGAUGCGGACGCCGCGAUUCAUCCGCUUUGUUAGGCCGCAGUCCAAGAGGAACAUCGGAGGCUGGGGGUGAGGACGACGUGAGACGACGCGCAUCCCAUUGGGAGGCCGGGUUCAGUUCCGCUGCCGUCCGUGACGGCAAAGCGAAGUCGCGCGAACGGCGAGA
Messenger RNA from Prorocentrum cordatum, 4510 nucleotides. The record is from the annotation of a GenBank genome assembly. NCBI's taxonomy places the organism in Eukaryota, Dinophyceae, Prorocentrales, Prorocentraceae.